This is a messenger RNA of Tilletiaria anomala UBC 951, 793 nucleotides long. Its product is annotated as thioredoxin-like protein. The coding region runs from base 22 to 756 and encodes 244 amino acids. Lineage: Eukaryota; Fungi; Basidiomycota; Exobasidiomycetes; Georgefischeriales; Tilletiariaceae. The record is from RefSeq and is a predicted model, not a curated record. The transcript has 3 exons. Gene Ontology annotation, cellular component: cytoplasm.
GAAUUUCAGUCGUGCACAACAAUGGCAGACGUCAACGCGCACAGCGGUUUCAUCGCACCGAAUGACGAUGCCAGCAACGCAGCCUGGCCUUCGCGGGGCAGCGCGGGCAGAAGCAACGGUAAGGGUAAGGGUAAGGCUAGCAGUGAAGAUGAUGGGGAGGAGGACGAGGACGGCGAAAUAAGCGACUCGGAGCUGAUGGAUCAGCUGGAAGCGGAGUUGGACCAGGAAGAUAGCGGCUUCAAUAUGGACGCAUUUCGAGAAAAAAGGAUGGCUCAAUUGAGGGAGGAGCUCGAUGCUCGCCAGCCCUCUAUGCAACGCGAGUCUUCAUUACGAGGACGAUACACCGAAUUCAAGAACGAGAGGGACAUCAUCCAAUUGACAGCUAAGGAGAAGUUUGCAGUCGUACAUUUCGCACAUCGUGAUUUCCGGCGGUGCAAGAUCAUGGACCGACAUCUUGAGACGAUAGCACCGCAACAAACCUCCACAGUCUUUCUCAAGAUAUUUGUCGAGAAUGCGCCUUUCUUGGUGGAAAAGCUGCAGGUCAAGGUACUACCCUGCGUCAUCUGUUUCGUCGAUGGAGUGACCAAGGACCGGCUGAUAGGCUUCGAGGAACUCGGGAACAAGGACUCGUUUGGCACAAAGGCGCUUGAAUUCAGGCUGCAGCAGGGCGGCGUACUAGAGAAGCGCGAAACCUCCAUCCUCGGCUAUCCCAGCGUCACACAAGCGAAAACCGCUGACGAUGUAGAUGACUGGUAGCAUGAAACGCAGCAAUGCAGUGCAAGUAUCAUUUUCA